Colletotrichum destructivum is the source of this 2454-nucleotide messenger RNA. RefSeq names its product Putative AP endonuclease 1, endonuclease/exonuclease/phosphatase, Zinc finger, GRF-type. Gene Ontology annotation, biological process: base-excision repair. The record is from RefSeq and is a predicted model, not a curated record. The coding region runs from base 278 to 2167 and encodes 629 amino acids. Gene Ontology annotation, molecular function: DNA-(apurinic or apyrimidinic site) endonuclease activity; double-stranded DNA 3'-5' DNA exonuclease activity; phosphoric diester hydrolase activity. The transcript has 5 exons. Lineage: Eukaryota; Fungi; Ascomycota; Sordariomycetes; Glomerellales; Glomerellaceae. Gene Ontology annotation, cellular component: nucleus.
UUUGUUGCGGUCUUUUGAGACCCCUUUCGCCUCGCAUGCGUCAGACUCCCUGAUGAAUCGUCCUUGCCAUUAACCACCUUACUCGGAUACCUCCGGCAUGGAUCCGGAAGCAGCUUGACUUUGUCACUUAUCAUUUCUGCAGUUGAUUGUUUUGAUUUUCAGCUCAAGAACAGAAUCAAUAUUCGGGCAGGAUGGUACUCCGUAUCACCACGUGGAAUGUCAACGGCAUCAGGUAUGAUUGCUUCAGAUGAGCGAUGAUAUAUGUCUGUUCUAAAACAUGUCCACAAGAAACCCGUUUGGCUAUCAACCAUGGAGCACCCAACGAACAUUCCAGACAAUGUUUGAAAUCCUGGAGGCAGACAUUGUGAUUAUGCAGGAGACAAAGAUACAGCGCAAAGACCUUGGCGAUGACAUGGUUCUCGUCCCCGGCUGGGAUGUCUUCUUCAGUCUCCCAAAAUACAAGAAAGGAUACUCUGGCGUUGCGAUCUACACUCGCACUGCCACGUGCUGUCCAAUCCGCGCCGAGGAGGGUAUCACAGGCAUUCUCACACCUCCCAACUCAUCCACCAGCUUCCGCGACCUGCCUGAGGCCCAGCAGAUCGGCGGCUACCCACGACCGGGCCAGCUGCCAGGCGAGGUGGACGAGGCGACGCUCGACUCCGAGGGACGCUGCGUUAUCCUUGAGUUCCCAGCCUUUGUCCUGAUCGGCACCUACAGCCCCGCAACGCGUGAUUCGUCGCGUGACUCGUUCCGGUUAGGGUAUCUCAACGCCCUUGACGCGCGAGUGCGGAACCUCGUGGCGGCAGGGAAGCAAGUCAUUCUGACGGGGGACCUGAAUGUGACUCGUAACGAAAUUGAUACGUGUAAUGUCAGGGAGGCGCUGCGCAAGGAGGGCAUGUCGGUGGAGGAGUGGAUGGAGUCCCCGAGUCGACGAUUGUUCAACCAUCUGGUCUUUGACGGGCAGGUUGCCGGCCACAGGGACGAAGGAAGAGAAACGCCAGUGCUAUAUGACUUGACGCGGGUCUUUCAUCCCACACGACAGGACAUGUUUACCUGCUGGGACACGAAAAGAAACAUGCGGCCGGCCAACAACGGUAGUCGAAUCGACUACAUCCUCUGUUCCGCCGGUAUCAAGGACUGGUUCACGGACUCCAACAUUCAGGAGGGCUUGAUGGGAUCGGAUCACUGUCCCGUAUACGCAAUCCUUGGCGACACGGUUAAAGCCAACGAUAAAGAUGCAUCUGUGCUGGACCUCCUGAACCCCAACGGCAUGUUUUGGGACGGCAAGCGGCUCAGAGAGUGGUCGGCCAAAGACCUGCUCCCCUUGUCAGCCAAGCUCAUCCCUGAGUUCGAUCGCAGGCGGAACAUCCGCGAUAUGUUCAUGAAAAAGCCCGUCGCAAAACCCUCACCAAGCCAGACUUCGAGUGCUAUUAAGUCGCAGAGUAUCAUGUCCAACGAGCCGCCCACGCUUCAAGAACAAGAUGAGCCAGAGCCCUCCCAACAGGAUACUCCAGAACCAUCAGCUUCCCAAGCAUCCGUCCAGUCCAACCCUGGCAUUCCGUCACUCGUCCUUAUGAAUGCAAAACCAGCGUCUUCGCAACCGAAUUCUCCCGUAAAACGGCCACUAGAAACGGCGGCGCCAACGAGACGUCUCGCAAAAAAGACAAAAACCAACGAAGCCGAUUCUUCCAAGCAGAGCACCCUCACAGGCUUCUUUAAACCCAAGCAACCGUCCUCAAAACCGACUCCCGCUAAGCCCGACGCGACGGAGGCAAUUCAGUCAUCGCCCAUGAAUAAUAAAAGCGGUGUUGUAGCUGCAGCGUCAAACGCCCUGGCACCACCGGCCCCUUCCCCUUCGCCCUCGGCGUCGACGUCCUCUUCCGCCGCCGCCACGGUAUCUGCGCUCGACGCCUUAGAAAGGGUGUUUGACCCCAUCGAGGCCAAGGAGUCUUGGUCCAAGUUUAACCUGGGGAAGAGGGUCGUGCCUAGGUGCGAGCAUGGAGAGCCCUGCAUCAUCCUUCAAACCAAAAAGCCGGGCGUCAAUUGUGGCAGGUCGUUCUAUAUUUGCGCCCGUCCCCUCGGAAGGUCGGGAGAAAAAGAGAAGGGGACGGAGUGGAGGUGCGGAACCUUCAUCUGGAGCAGCGACUGGAAGAAAGAGCAGUCUUAGAUGCGUUAUCUUGCUGCCCCCACUUUCUUCGCCAUUACGAUGGGGUUAUGUGGUUUCGGGGUAGCUGAAUUGCUUCUGAUUAUUUUUCAAGAUAGUUGUUUUGGGGGCCGCACAAUGACCAACGCCUCAUAGCAACGAGAUAUGAACAUGACGACUCCACCAACGCUGUCCCUCCCUGGUAUUCCAAAAACACUAAACAAAGAUUGCACUUAACUUUGCAAAUUAUUCGACCUUUCUACAAGCAUAUGGAAAACGACGGCUGCCCCCCUGUUUGUUGAGCAUAUUUC